Cooperia oncophora is the source of this 429-nucleotide messenger RNA. NCBI's taxonomy places the organism in Eukaryota, Metazoa, Nematoda, Chromadorea, Rhabditida, Trichostrongylidae. The record is from the annotation of a GenBank genome assembly.
AUGUCUGUGAUUCUGAUCGCCGGCAACCAACUGGGCAGUCAACGAGCUGUAUCACUUCGAUCCGAAGGUUAUUCGGAUGUCUACAUUCUGAAUCAAGAUGACGUAUCAACACUUCUACAGGAGUAUCCAGUUGAUCGCGAGCGGCUUCUGACAAAUGCACGGGAAAUGCUGAGAUCUCGCAAUCUACUGGCUGACGACACUACUAUGGAGUCGACCGACCAACCAUGCUCUAUGCUGUCUUUGGAGGAACAGUUGAGUCGGAUGAAGGUCCAGAUAGGGGAUCUCGACGGUCAGCUGAAUAAUAUGUACGCCUCAUUCGAUGAUGUGUCGACCAAAAUGAAGCGACGAGUAACUGCACUCGAGCGUCUCUUUGCACGACAUCGACGUCAGAUCAAACUUGAUUGUAUACGGGGGAAAAUUAGGAUAUAG